AUGGAAGGCUCCAUGAAGAGCGAAGGAGCCCCCCAGCUGUUCUAUCGGAUCGGUGUGGGUCCGGCGCUGGCUUUGCGCUACCCCAGCGCCAAGAUCCACAGCUUCGAGCCCGUGAGGAGGUACUUCGACCACCUCUCCAAGACGUUUGGUGCCUACGUGCAAAGCGGCCAGGUGACUCUGUACAACAUGGGCGCUUCUGACAAGGAUGACAAGGUCUCCUUCCGCACGGAUGGGGACCUGGCGGCUUCCUCGGAGUUCGGCACUGCCAAAGGCGACGAAAAGAAGCCGCACUUUGAGGGGUUCCCUCGGCCGACGAGAUCCAUGGCGGACCUUCUGAAGGGUAUCGGAGCAGUGGUCUCCACGCAGGUCCUCUCCCGCGCGGUGACCUUUGGUUUGAACGUCCUGGUGGCGCGCCUGGCGUCACCGGCGGCUUAUGGCCUCGGCUAUGUAUCCUUGCAGCUGCUCAGCAACCUGAUGCUCUUCUUCACCAAGGAGGGCUUUCGUAAGGUGGCGUUACGGCAAGAGCCGGACCAGGCCCAGUCCUCCGUGAACCUCGGGUGGAUGGGCACUGGCUGCUGCUGGCUGGUGGUGGGGCCGCUGGCUGCAUACUGGCUGCACACUGCGCCCUUGACCGCAUCUUGGACCUACCAGGUGGCAAUCUUCCUGAUGGUGCUGGCGUCCUGCUGUGAGGCCUUGGCGGAGCCCUUCGUGCUGCUCACUUUGAGCGCCCAGGACUUCCAGCGCCGCGCCGCCGGGGAGGCCUUGGCCAUCGUGGCGCGCACCGUUGGCAUGCUCCUUUUCACCCUAGCGCUGGAUGAUGUGCCACUGGCAUUUGCUGCCUCGCAGAUGAUCUACGCGCUGGUGUGGCUGGCCUGGUUUGCCUGGCCCAUUGUGACGAAGGGCGUUCUUUGGAAGCCUGCCGCCAUGCCAUCGGGAUGGAUCUCUGAAGCUCACAAGUCGCUGCUGGUGGAGUUCGGUGGCAUGGUGAUUCUGAAGCUGUGCCUCACGGAGGGGGAGAAGAUGCUCUUGUUGGCACUCUUCGAGGAGCGGCAGUGGGGGGUCUUCGGCUUGGUGUCGAACCUGGGCUCCAUCGUGCUGCGCCUCCUUUUUGCGCCCACAGAGGAGAUCGCCUACAGCGUCUUCUCCGCGGAGGAGCGGAGCCGGUCCUUUCAGCUGGCGAUGCUGCGGGGCUUGUUGCUACUCCAAGGAGGCAUCGGUUGGUUGGGCCUUUGCUUCGGCCCCAGCUUCUCGCCGAUCGCGGUGCGGCUGUUGUACGGCCCAGACUGGGCGGCGUCCGAGGCGCCGCAAGUGCUGGCGGCCUACUGCGUUUUUCUCUUCUUCGCCGCCCUGAACGGCGUCCUGGAGGCCUUCAUGUACGCCCAAUGCUCGCCCUCUUGGGUGAGAUACUGCAACCUGUGGCACCUGGGGAUCUCCCUGGUGCUGGUCCUUGUCUCCUGGGCUGGCCAGGCCUGGGGCCCGGUGGCGCUGGUGGCAGCAAACGCCAGCGCCAUGUGCCUGCGCUCGCUGCUGGGCCUCGUCUUUGCGGCGAGGCAGCUGAGGCCGAGCUGGUCAGAGCUGCGGUUGGCGCCAGUGUGCCAACUUCUGGGGCUCUUGGCCCUCGGCAGCCGUUUGUCCGCCUGGCUGGUGCCCAGCGUGGUGGACGUCUGGCGCGUCAGCGGCGCCGUGCUGCUGGCGGCGCUGGUCAUCGCCGUCUCCGCGCUGCUGGGGCGCCGGGAGCUGUGGGCCGCGCUGCAGGCGGUGCGGAGCAGCAAGGCGACUUAGAUCGACC
Messenger RNA from Effrenium voratum, 1789 nucleotides. Lineage: Eukaryota; Dinophyceae; Suessiales; Symbiodiniaceae. The record is from the annotation of a GenBank genome assembly.